Molecule: messenger RNA, 1656 nt
Organism: Biomphalaria glabrata
Lineage: Eukaryota; Metazoa; Mollusca; Gastropoda; Planorbidae
Product: serine/threonine-protein kinase Nek11-like
Exons: 7
Coding region: 1-1656 (551 amino acids)
Biological process (GO): mitotic DNA damage checkpoint signaling; protein phosphorylation
Cellular component (GO): nucleus
Molecular function (GO): ATP binding; protein serine/threonine kinase activity
Source: RefSeq, a predicted model, not a curated record
AUGUAUCACUCAAAGAAAAAGAAAGACGGACUUCUAAGCUACCAAGAAGAUGCAUGCCAUGUAUAUGGCUUCGAGGUGGACAAACUACUUCAAGACCAUCACCCGAUCAAAGUUUAUCAAGUCAGAUCCAAACAAGACCACAACGUCAAGAAAGUCAUUAAAACUUAUUUCAAAGACAAUACUGAUGUUGACCAAAUAACCACAAGGCAAUUCAUGGCAGAAAUUUCAGUACUCACCAAGAUCCACCAUCCUUAUGUUAUGGGAAUGGAUACCAUGGGUAUCUUUCCUGGUUACUUCGCAUACGUGAUGCCAUUGUACGAAACAGGAACUCUGACCGAGGCGCUGCCGACCCUGAAUCAGGACAAGAGUGAUGAAUACCUUGUGCAGCUGUGUGCAGGACUUAAAUUUCUCCAUCGACAUAAAAUCGCUCACAGAGACGUGAAAACGGACAACGUUUUGAUCACAGCAAAAGAAAAGAGGGUGGUCAUUGCUGAUUUCGGUUUGUCGGAAAUCUUGCCCACUAUUGAUACGCCAGUGAGCACAAUAAAAGGAACCCAUAUGUACAUUUCCCCAGAACAGUUUAUCCAGAAAGAGUUCAACGCUUUUAAAUGUGAUAUGUACGCACUUGGUGUAGUCUACUGGUGUAUGAUUUUCAAAGUUGAUGUCUUUGAUUUAAAGAGCAGCGAGCAAAUGAAGGAAUCAGUCAAUACUUUGUGUGAUACUAGUAUAGACUGGCUGGUUUUGACUAAUCUUUUGGACCCUAGCCCUGUCGAUAGGUUAACCUGUUACAAUCUCCUCUGCGUACUGGAGCAGCCUGAAUAUCGUUUUACAGACAGCAUAGCCAGUCUUAGAGGUAAUGGAAAAAUAUUCCUAAACACGCUGGAACUUCGUAAAUACCAAGAAGAUGCAUGCCAUGUAUAUAACUUCGAGGUGGACAAAUUGCUUCACAAUCAUUUCCCGGUCAAAGUUUUCCAAGUCAGAUCCAAACAAGACCGCAACGUCAAGAAAGUCAUCAAGGCUUUUUUCAAAGACAACACUGAUGUUGAGAACAAAGUUGCAAAACAUUUCUUAUCGGAAGUUGCAGUACUCGCCACGGUCCGUCAUCCCUAUAUCAUGGGUAUGGAUAGUAUGGGGUCCUUUCCUCGGUACUUCGCUUAUGUGAUGCCAUUUUAUGAAGAAGGCACUCUGACCAAGGUACUGCCUUCCAUGCACCAGGAGAUGAGUGAUGAAUACUUUGUGCAGCUGUGUGCGGGAGUUAAUUAUCUCCAUAAAAAAAAAGUUGCUCACAGAGACUUGAAAACGGACAACAUUUUGAUCACAGAAAAGAAAGUUCUCAUUGCUGAUUUUGGCUUAUCGGAUAUCUUGCCCACUGAGGAUACAAUGGCGACCAAAAGAAAAGGAACUGUGUGUGACAUGUUCGCUCUAGGGGUAGUCUACUGGUGUAUGGUUUUCAAAGUCAAUGUUUUAAGUCAUGAGAUCGAGGAGCCAAUGAUGGAAACAGUCAGGAAUAGGUUGUCGCCUUCUAGUAUUGACAGACUCAUUUUGACCAAUCUUUUAGAAUAUAACCCUGCAGAGAGAUUAUCUAUCUUUGAACUUCUCUUCUUGAUGGAGGAAUCUUGUUUCUCACACAGGAUAGCCAAACUUAAAGAUUAUUAG